Molecule: messenger RNA, 2424 nt
Organism: Drosophila nasuta
Lineage: Eukaryota; Metazoa; Arthropoda; Insecta; Diptera; Drosophilidae
Gene: fat-spondin
Product: extracellular matrix protein f-spondin
Exons: 5
Biological process (GO): cell adhesion
Cellular component (GO): extracellular matrix
Molecular function (GO): serine-type endopeptidase inhibitor activity
Source: RefSeq, a predicted model, not a curated record
AAAUAUAGAUUAAGAUUAAGAUGUCGCAUUCACUGCGGCUGCUUGCCAGCAUCAUUGUGGUUGCCUGUGUUGUGGCCGACACAAUUAGUUCAGCGGCUGGUUGUUCACGGGCUCCCCACACAUUUGCCCCACGGUCGACGAACACGCGGCGAUAAUGGAUACAAAUUAAUUGUGGCUGAUGGUCCCAAUGGCUAUGUGCCUGGCAAGGCAUACAACUUAUUACUGCUCGGCUCUCGCACGCAUACGAAAAUUCAGCACUUCACCCAUUUCACCAUCGCUGCUGAGGCACACACCGGCGCCAGACGUCCCCAAGUUGCCAGUCCUCGUCGUGUUGGUCGCUUCCAGCUUUUCAGCGAUUCGCUUACCAAGUUCAAUGAUCGCUGCGUGAACACGGUGUCCGAGGCUGACAAUCUACCCAAGACUGAGGUGCAGGUUAUGUGGGUGGCCCCCGAAGCAGGGUCAGGAUGCGUCUCUUUGUCCGCCAUGGUGUACGAGGGACCAAGAGCUUGGUUCUCAGAUGACGGUCAGCUCACCCAGGUGAUUUGUGAGCACAAAUUAAAUGCAGCAGAUACACAAAAGGAAUGCUGCGCCUGUGAUGAGGCCAAAUACAGCUUUGUUUUUGAAGGAAUCUGGUCAAACGAGACACAUCCUAAGGAUUAUCCUUUUGCCAUCUGGCUAACGCAUUUUUCCGACGUGAUAGGUGCCUCCCAUGAAGCAAACUUUUCCUUCUGGGGCGAAAAUCACAUUGCGACCGAUGGCUUCCGUUCAUUGGCUGAAUGGGGAUCACCAACAGCUUUGGAGACUGAGCUGCGCGCCCACGGUCCAAAGUUACGAACUCUGAUUAAGGCUGCAGGACUUUGGUAUCCCAAUGUCAAUCAGAAUACAUCAUCCAAAUUCCGUGUUGAUCGCAAGCAUCCAAAGGUCUCAUUAACCUCCAUGUUUGGCCCUUCUCCCGACUGGGUAGUUGGUAUCAAUGGCGUUGACUUGUGUACCUCGGACUGCAGCUGGAAGGAGUCUCUGGAUUUCGAUUUGUAUCCCUGGGAUGCCGGCACCGAUAGUGGUAUAUCCUACAUGUCACCCAAUGCUGAGACGCAGCCCAGAGAGCGCAUGUAUAAAAUCACAACAAUGUACCCGGAAGAUCCACGUGCACCAUUUUAUAACCCACAGACUCAAAAGAUGACACCUUUAGCUAAGCUAUAUCUGCGCCGCGAAAAGAUCGUUUCCCGCAACUGCGACGACGACUUCCUUCAAGCCCUUCAGCUGGAAGUCUCUGACGAUGCCGAGGAGCACGAUACCAGAGCCGAAUGCCGAGUGAACGACUUCGGUGCCUGGAGCCCGUGCUCCGUCACCUGCGGCAAGGGAAUCCGCAUGCGCAGUCGUCAAUAUGUGAAUGCUGCACACGCUGAGCAAAGCAAGUGCACACGUCAACUGGUGUCCAAGGAAAUGUGCGUGGCAAGCUUAGCAGAGUGUCCCAAUGGUGCGGGUGCACAAGAUCGAGAUGAAGAUGAAGGCGAGAAUCUUGCCAAUUCACAGUCGCUGGUAAGCGACAACGGCGAAGGAGCUGGCUUGUGCAAGACUACGCCUUGGAGUGUUUGGUCAGAGUGUUCUGCCACUUGUGGCAUUGGCAUCACUAUGCGUACCCGAACCUUUGUGAAUCCCAUGGGUCGCAAGCGUUGUCCGCACAUUACCAUUGUGGAGAAAAACAAGUGUAUGCGACCGGAUUGCACUUUCGAGCAGGUGGAACUGCCCGAUCCCAAGUGCCCGACCACGCAAUGGAGUGACUGGAGUCCUUGCUCUGGCUCCUGUGGACGUGGUAGUGCCAUACGUAAGCGCUUGCUGCUGCUUGAAGAUGGUCAGGAGAAGGACGACUGCACAAAACGCAUGGAGUUGCAUCAACAACGCGAGUGCCAUCAUGCUCUGGACUGUAAUAUCAACCAGGAAAUGGCCAAGGAGAUUUGCGUACAGCAGGCCGAAGCAGGUCCUUGCCGUGGCAGUUAUCAGCGCUAUGCCUACAAUCCUGAGUCCGGUCGGUGCGAGGCUUUUACCUACGGCGGCUGUCGUGGCAAUCGGAACAAUUUCCUCACUGAAAAUGACUGUCAGGUGACCUGCAACAAGAUCAACGAUGGUCAGCAGGAGCAGGAGCAAGAGGUUAAUGUGCCAAAGCGUUGCGUCAUGUCGGAAUGGUCCGACUGGACGCCAUGCAGUGUUAGCUGUGGCGUCGGCCACUCCCAGGGAUAUCGCUAUCUCGUCAGCUCACAUGCUCGCUCAGGUCAAACCUGUCCCCAGCGUCUGGUGAAGCAGCGUCUCUGCACUAUGCCCGCUUGUUAAGUAAGCUGAGAAGUUCAGCUGUUUGCUCAUUACUAACCACAACAUUUAAAUUUUGAUUGUGAAAUUCCAAAUAAAGUUAACGUAGCUUAAACUGCC